Molecule: messenger RNA, 4480 nt
Organism: Lepisosteus oculatus (spotted gar)
Lineage: Eukaryota; Metazoa; Chordata; Actinopteri; Semionotiformes; Lepisosteidae
Product: WD repeat-containing protein 72
Biological process (GO): protein localization to plasma membrane
Cellular component (GO): cytoplasm
Molecular function (GO): protein binding
Source: RefSeq, a predicted model, not a curated record
UGCAUGAACUGGUUUCACAGGUGGUGAAAUCGCCAAAAUAUCGGGAUAUCGUGUUCCGUUGGUGUUGCGAUUUCAGAAGUAUUGUAGUGUCCAGUGAUGAAGAGCUCAGAGCAGUACCUGACAAUGUGGAGCAAAAAGCCUCCCUCUCACUCCAUCACUGCCAUCAUGUUGGCAGAUGACCAAGCCACCAUUGUAACAGGAAGCCGAGAGGGGCAGAUUUGUCUGUGGGACCUCUCCAGUGAUUUAAAGAUUUCACCAAAAGCACUUCUUUUUGGUCACACAGCCUCCAUCACAUGUGUGGCAAAGGCUAGUGAAUUCGACAAGAAGCCUUAUGUAGUCAGUGCUUCAAACAAUGGGGAGAUGAGCCUGUGGAAUGUCUACAGUGGGGAGUGUGUUGAAAGCACUCUGCUGCCCUAUGUGCACAUUGCUAUCUGUUAUUACUACUGCUCUUCACGUGUGGCGGGGGAUGGGUGGCUCUUGUGCUGUGGAGAGUACCAAGAUGUGCUGCUAAUUGAUGCCCAGACACUGCAAGUUCUUCACAAAUUUUUUUCACGUGAUUCCUCUGACUGGAUCAGCUCACUAUGUGUCGCCCACUCACUGAAGACUCAAGAAGAUUCACUGCUAGCAAUAUCGGUGACUGGGGUUUUAAAGGUUUGGAGCUUAUCUUCAUCUGGAAACAGUGUACAGGAGAAGAGCGCAAUCUAUGAAUCUGAGUCCAGGAGUCUUCAGUGUUUCCAGUGUCAGGGGGUCUCCUUCUGCAAAUACACAGAAAGCCGACUGCUGGUAGUUUGUUCAGACCGUUGGCAGGUGUAUGAUUACAGUGAUUUCUCCUUGCUGUGUGUGGUAUUGAGCAAUGCUGGGCAGUGCUUUGCUGGUGGAGAGCUGCUGCCAGCGAACAGACUCAUCGUCUGGUCCAAGGACAGAGACAGUUACAUCUACCAGCUGUCUGACAGAAAUCUGACCAGCAAGGAGAUCUCUGCCCAUAUCCUGUGCUACACAUCAGAGAGAAAGGUUUCUGCACAAGUAAUGGGAUUUUUAAGCGAAAGAAAGGAACCUUUCUACCAAAUUCUUUUCUGUGGUGACGAGCAGGGAAAAGUAACACUGUGGCAUCUCCCUGAUGUCCCCAGGUUAAAUUCUAAUGGCCUUCCAGAAGAAAUCGUUGAAAGUGCAGAGUGUCGUUUUGAGGGCUGCCUGGAGAAGAAUGUGCCGGGAGAGAUCACAGGGCCACUUGGAGGGCACUCUGAGGGCCUGGAGAUGAUAACUGUGACCGCUAGCGUUAGCAUCCCCAGCUACCACCAGCUGGUGUGUGGCUGUGAUAAUGGCAAGAUCAUUGUGAAGCUGGCUUUACAGGCAGCCCAGGCACAACUGCUGGGGGGAAGCUCUCAAUUAAAAGAUGAUCAGCCUCUUAAGACUCUUCAAGGCCACAGUGGCGCAGUCACUUCUCUCCUCUACCCGUACUGUAAGUCUGAGAGGUUCGGUUCCAGUUGGCUGCUCUCGGGAGGUCAAGACUCCCGUGUCAUCUGGUGGGAUCUGUUAACAGGAGAGAUUCUGCAUACAUUUACACUGCAGGCCGGACCAGUGAAGAAACUUCUUGUACUUUCAGAGGAAUGCAGUCCUAAAGUCCAUUUGCGUGUCUGUUGCUUUGCAACUGAUAACUCGAUCGCCAUCUUGAACCUUGACGGUCCCGCCUGUAUCCUGCAUGUCAGGAAACAUCUCUUUUCCGUGAAUGCAAUUCUGUGGCGCCCUGUUGAAGACUUUCUUAUUGUUAGCUGUGUGGAUGGAUCGGUAUACGUCUGGGAAAUUGAGAGUGGUACUCUUGAUCGACACGAAACGGGAGAAGUAGCCAAGACCAUCCUCAGCUCCUGUGAUGAAUCCCAGGCAUUGCUAAUUGAUACAGGGGUUCCUGUACCUACAGCAGCCAGGCCUAGCCGUCUGCAUAAAGCACAUCCUGAGGAUCAUAACCCUGCAGCUCUAUCUCAACCAGAAACACCAGCUGCAAACUGCAAACAUGCUGAUACUGAUCUUGAUAAGAUCUCCUGCCAUGUUACUGCCUUCAAUCCUUUUUCACUAGUUCCACUUGAGGCAGGACCGCUGAACAGUGGUACCCACAUUCUAACAUUUUAUGUUGAGGAAAUUCUGGAAAAACUGGAUCAAGCUUCUCAGGACGGAACCAUUGCCCUAAACACAUUCCAUAGCUUCCGAAAACCGAAAAGAGAGCCUGCCUUUGAUAAACCUGCCACUUCACUGAAGAGGAGCAAGACUAUUUUCUCUCUUCAGCAUGUCAAUGGGCACCUGCAAACUUUUGUAAGAGAUCACUUGUUCCAGAGUGAAAGGAGCUUGGAUCACUUUCCCACAGGAGAGGUUCGAUUGGCAAGGCAGGCAUCCCAACCAGUCAGCACGAGAGGGAGAAGGCAGCAGCCCAAGAGAUUAGUAAAUAUCAAUUUGGCUCGAGAUUCAGCCGGUCUGCUAUUGUCCGGCCUCUUUCCAUGGGGUACCGACAAAGAACUUGAUGACUGCUGUGCAAGAGAACUGGGAAUCAUACCACUGCUGACCUCCAAGCCAUUCUGUCUAAAGUCAAAGAACGGCCACAUGUCCCUGAUCUUACCAGGAUGGCACCCAGGAAGACUCGGCCAUAUUGUAGAGGGCCAGCCUUCAAAUUUAAUUGCAUACAGAGUGGUGGAACUAGGGAAGCAGUAUGCAAGCAGCAUCACUGCAGAGAUUCCACUUCUAGAAGCCUUUGAAGAUGCAAAGAAGGAUGCAUUCAGACUGAAAGUUGUUUCCUAUUUACUGUCUGUUGUGUUGGUAGUGGACAGUCUUAUGAGGCUUACAAGCCCUCAUGGGCAAGACAGUCAGAGAAAUGGACCUGAUUUACUAAUGGCGAAUUACCUGAAACCAGCCAGAGAAGCUGCCCAGUACCUUGUUAGAGAGGCAUCGUCCUUGGAAAAGCUGGUUACUAGUUGGCAAAACCAAUCAGUGGAGGUUCUAGAAGCAGUACAAGCUGUUCUGUUGGCGGAGGUUCAAAGGAUUAUAAAAACCUUGAGAAAGACAUCAAUCAGUAGUCAAACACCGACUGUGGCAGACAGUGGAAGUUGUGAGAUGCAAUUGCCCAAGAUUGAGGGCAUGGAGCUGCUGGAGUUGCAACACACUCAAAAAAUUGCCCCACAGACUCCAGUCGGCCUGGUCAAGCAUGACAGUGGCUCAGGCUUGGCGAAGGGCCAAGCACAGGAGGAAGUGUCUGACGGAUGUAUCUUUGAGGACUCUGACAGUACAGGAGGCCUCAGUAGAGAACAGUUUCCUUGCUGUAAAAUGUGUUGAAGAAAAAAAAAACUACUCCAUCCAACCCUUCCAUCCACAUUGUUUUUUUAUGGAGGCAGUUUGUACAACUAUGGGUGUAGGUCCUUGACUUUAAGGGAUGCAUAUGUUGCUUUUGAGUGCCAAUUCUGUAGAUCUAGAAUUACACAGCACAUGCCCCUAAGUGGUUUUUACUGCACCUACAGUAUGCAAAUAUAUAUAUAUAGCACAGAUAUAGUGGCUGUACACCAGUACCCAAAGUCUGUGUUUCUUUUUUGGCCACUGUAUUGAGUUAGCUACACUUCUUCAGUUUUACCCAUUUCCUAGCAUUUUUGCCACUAACAAUGUAAAAUCUAAAUAUAUUUCUAAUUAUAAGAGUUUUCUACAUCAUUUAUAAUUCCAAAUUUAAUGUGAUCAGUUGUUGGGCAUUUCCUGUUCCUUAGGGUAAUAUUUUCAAAAUAAAGUUCUCAUGUUUAGGGCUGGGUUUAUUUUAAAAAAAUACAUCAACGGACUCUUUAUUUCAGGUUUAAAUGUUAAUCAUGAAUUUUAGCUUUUGUCAAGGAUGUUACUAACUAAAAAUUAGAUGGUGGGUUUUGUUCUAAGAAAAGGAAUCUCGAAGCAAUGAUUUUAAACAGUGAUGUGAUUGGAUCUUCUGUUGUUAAUGAAUACACUGAACACUUGCAGAUGAUAAAUUGAGUGUUAUAUACAGUAUAUAAAAUAUAUACAGUAAUCCACAAACAGUUUUAUUGAAAUAAAACCAGACCUAUAAAUGUACCAAUAGAAAUGUUUGACACAACUGUAUUUAGAUAUGGAAAAAUGUAAGAUACUGUGCAUCUUUUGAUUAAAAUUGAUGGGAAUUGUAAAAAUACAUUUUGUGGUUAAAUUUAUUUCUUAUCUUAUAAAUGAGUGUUCAUGGUAUUUUUCUAUGACUUGAUAUACAAUCCUCUGGCCAUGUAGAUGGCAGCAGUACUUAAGUCUUGCAGAUUCCUCUCCCUGUCUGAUAUGAGCUGUCUGGCAGGGUAGGAGGAGCUGUUUUAUUGUGCUCACAGCAGACUUUGUCAAAUUACAUUGAAUUGCACAUUUGUAUUAAUCAUAGUCAUAUUAUAUAAUGAGUGCAUAUUGAGAUUUAUAUUUACAUUUUUCUUUUCUGUAUUUGUCCUUUUUUUUUAUUUGCCAAUAAUAAAUAUGG